ACAGAUGAUGCGGGAGCGAAGGUCAUUUCGAUUUUUAUAGUGAAAAAUCGUGGGUGCAAGAAAGCAGAAACGCUACUAAACACAAACAACUGUUAAAACAUUCUGACACUCGGAACAUUCUGACGCUCGGAACCGGUUGCAGGACUGAGAAAAAAUUGGUUUUUGCGGGUUGAUGCAAUAGCUCACUUUGUUGCCGCGGAGUUUUGCAAUAGGAAAAACGUAGUUAAUCCAGAGAGCGGUUGUCGUCCAUAGGAGACAUGUUGAACGGUCUGUGGAAAAAUCCUCCAAUUGGUGAGAGAGAUUUCAUGCAAGUGAUCCAGCGGCUUUUGGGUGGUGAUGCUCCGCCGAACAAGGUGCAAGAGGUCAAGAAUGAGUCUUACGCGAAUCUGCAGGUGUUGCAGCGCAACGAAUCAAUGCGGCUGUUUGCACCGAAUCCGAAUGCACCGGACAGAAAGCCGGUGUACGAAAUUGUACUCGAACGGCCACACUCGGAGACGAUCAAUACUUCCUAUAGCUUAUAUCGUGCUCCAACGCAAGCGGCAGCGGAAGAAAAGUUCGAAGCUUUCCAUCAACGAUUACCUGAGUUGGUGAAAAUAGUGCGGGAGAUGUACAACAUUAAUGGCUUGCAAAAGAUUUGCGACAUAUUGAUCGAAAACCCUUCCUGGUCGUUGGCGCACAUAAUGGCACACUUCAAUUUGACCGAAUACAUCCCGAACCCCAGUAUAGUGGAUUUUCUCGAUUAUGCCGAGUACUCGGAAAUGAUGACCCCGCUGCAGGUGGCGGUAAAGGCGAACAACUUGGAGUUUGUCAAAUCACUGGUCAGCAUGUGCAACGUGGAGCAUCUCGACAAAAACAGCAACUCAGUGUUUCACUAUGCUGCCAGCACUACCAAAGAAAUGAUAAAUUUGUUAACGGCUAAAAGUACCUUAAAUCUCAACCACUGUAACGCCGAUGGCUACACACCUCUGCACCUGUCCUGUUUAGCUGACAAACCAGACUGCGUGAAGGCGCUCCUUCUGGCUGGGGCCGAUACGAAUAAAAUGGCUCGCUGUGCCGGCAAUUCGCACAGCAAGUCAAUUCCAUCGAAACCCUCCUCUUCAGGUAACGUGGCCGACUUUCUGGCAAGCAACCCGAACAAGCUCUUUACACAGGACAUGAAGCACGGUGGCACUCCUCUGCAUUGGAGCUCCAGUCGAGAGGUGUUAAAUUCAUUAAUAGAGCGUGGAUGUGACGCGAAUCUGGUCAACUUUAAUGGCCAGACGCCGCUUCACGUAAUGGUGGCCCGCGAUCGUUUGGAGUGUGUAGUUGCACUUUUGGCCCACGAAGCAGAGAUCGAUGUGGUAGAUAACAGUGGCAACACACCGCUGCACAUCGCAGUAGAAAAGAAGCUGAUGCCGAUUGUCCAAUGUUUGGUGGUGUUUGGCGCCGACAUUAACAAACCAAAUAAGGACGGCAAAACCCCCCGCCACAUGGUCGGAAGAGACGAUAACGGCUCUAAGGACGCAAUGAUACUGUACAUUCUCCACUCCGUUGGUGCUAAACGUUGCCCGGCCGACAAAGCUACCAAAUGUCCGCCAGGAUGUUCGACGGGUGGUGCCUACAACGGAGUUCCACCGGCUGAACCGGAAACGAGUGAACAACGCGAACACAUACAACAAGUAGUAAACAUACAUGCCAGUACGAUAACGAAACCGCACCGGAACAGUGUGCCGAGUUUGGUGUCGAACGCCUUUCGACAAGCGAUUCACGAGGAACGACCUGUCCCUGAGCCGGUGAAGACCAUUGACGUUAGCCAGGAACGGAAGGGAGCGAGCAUGAUGGAUGCGAUUCUGUCGAUGUUCAUGAGUAAGGUGGACAGCGUGUCGAAACCUACGUCACCAACGUCUGCCUCGUCGUCAUUGAAGGGUGGCAAUCUUCUGGGAGAUUUCGAUGUUGGGGAUGAACCCAUGCUGACGGACGAGGUAGGAGAAACAACUGUUGCUGCGUCGAAAGCAUCGAGCACUGAAACUGGAAAGGCGCAACAACGGUCACGCACCCCAUGUGAAGCUGGUUCGUCUAGUGGCAACGAAAACAGUGCAUCAUACGUCGGUCGAGGUCGUCUGCUGUGUUUGGAUGGUGGCGGAAUUCGUGGCCUAGUGUUGGCACAGAUGCUGCUAGAAAUCGAACAGCUCUCGCAGACACCAAUUAGCCAUCUGUUCGAUUGGAUUGCUGGCACCAGCACUGGUGGCAUUCUGGCGCUUGCCGUCGGUUGUGGCAAAACAAUGAAACAGUGCAUGUGUUUGUACCUAAGAAUGAAAGAUCAAGCGUUCGUGGGUUCACGACCGUAUCCUAGCGAUCAGCUUGAAAGCGUUUUAAAGGAACAAUUAGGCGAGUUCACCGUCAUGACGGACAUCAAGCAUCCGCGCUUAAUGGUGACAGGCGUGAUGGCUGAUCGGAAACCGGUCAAUUUACAUCUGUUCCGCAAUUAUGAAUGUGCCAGCGACAUCAUGGGCAUUGUGACGCCUUCCAACAAUCGUUGCACUCCACCACCACCACCUUGCGAUCAAUUAGUUUGGCGUGCGGCACGGGCUACCGGGGCCGCACCGUCGUACUUUCGGGCUUUUGGGCGCUUCCUGGACGGCGGGUUGAUUGCGAACAAUCCUACGUUGGAUGCGAUGACAGAGAUACACGAACUUAAUGCUGCUCUUCAUUACACGGGCCGUUCCGCCGAAGCCGUGCCCGUUUCAGUGGUGGUUUCACUGGGUACCGGUUUGACACCGGUUGUGGACUUAAAGGAAAUUGAUGUGUAUCGUCCGGGUGGUAUUUGGGACACGGCAAAGGUGGCGUACGGGAUUUCCACCAUCAGUACUCUUCUGGUUGACCAGGCAACUGCUUCCGACGGGCGCGUGGUGGAUCGAGCCCGUGCCUGGUGCAGCAUGAUCGGAGUACCGUACUUCCGUUUCAAUCCGCAGAUGUCGGUGGACAUUGCAAUGGAUGAAAAAAUUGACGAACCCCUUAUCAAUAUGCUGUGGGAAGCGAAGGCAUAUAUGCACAGCAAUCGCAAACAGGUUAUUGAACUGAUAAACUUAUUGAAAUAGGUGUAGCAUCAACCAAGGCAAAUGAACUGAUCCACCUUUAGCACUACAACCACCACCUACAAACAGAGCCCACCAGAAAUCCAGAUAAAGAGCGGACAGUUUUUUAAGGUGUUUCACAGGCUUAUCACACACACGCACUUGUACACCUCAUCGUAGUUCAUCGACUGCCUAUAAUCGUACUGAAAUUGUUGACAAUAUCCUUAGCAAACGAAGUCGUGAGCGAAGUCGAUUAGUCGCACAAGGUGUGAGCGAUCAUUGUGGUGUUCGUUAAGGGACUGUAGCAUCGAAUAGCCGCUAGUGGACAGUCGGUAUUAAGGACAUAAGGGUUCUCCCGCGAACAGAUGCUCUUGUUUUACAUAGUGUUGAUAAACUACUAUACAAGGAACAAUUUGCUCCCUUGUCGAUGACGGUGUCCAAAGCAGAAGUGGUUUAAAUAAUUAUUAUGUUGGUAAAAAACGAACCAUAGAUCUUAAUGGAAUCUGUGUUCUGUAUUCGUUUUAGAAGUCACUUCUGCCUGAUGGUUGCAUGAAGGACAGCAGCGAUUUUUUUAUUGCCCGUGAUGACAUAACAAAUCCUCUGCAAAACUGCUACAUGAAUUAUCAGGAAAUUGCAGGAAAUUGUAGUUCAAUUUUUCAUCACUACUCCUCAUUAGCUUCUUCGAAUUUGCAAGUACCGCACGCCCUACAGUGGUUUCAAUCAAUAUGUAAUUUUUAUCUUGAUUUGAAGUAAAACUUCUUAACAGACGGUCGCACCAAAUAUUAGUCUCAAGUAAUCUUACGAUAAAUUAAAAUAUCCAUUAACCAGUAAGUGAGGGUUAAGGUCAAGGGUUGUUUAUGGGAAAUUCGAAUGUUAUUGCUACGAAAUGCUACGAAGACGCUAAGUUCUCUUGUAAAUGUUGCGAUAUAGUUAA
This is a messenger RNA of Anopheles bellator, 3987 nucleotides long. RefSeq names its product 85/88 kDa calcium-independent phospholipase A2 (gene iPLA2-VIA). The record is from RefSeq and is a predicted model, not a curated record. Lineage: Eukaryota; Metazoa; Arthropoda; Insecta; Diptera; Culicidae. Gene Ontology annotation, biological process: lipid metabolic process; positive regulation of ceramide biosynthetic process. Bases 258 to 3077 code for a protein of 939 amino acids. Gene Ontology annotation, cellular component: mitochondrion. Gene Ontology annotation, molecular function: protein binding. The transcript is spliced from 11 exons.